GAAGUUCAUUUCGCCGACAUUCCCACAUGGUGAAAAUGGCUGCUGACGGGGAAAAACAGCAGGGCCACAGAGCUGGCAUAUACAAACAGAAAAAUAAAGUACACAAACAUGGUAAACAUCGGACGAAAGGUGACAUUGAAAGAGAAAACAAAGGGAGAGUUUCAGUGACAGCCCUCACAAAAAAACAACGGAAGGAGCUGAAGAAGAUGGACAGAAGGCACAAGGCCAACCAGCUACGCAGAAAUAAGAAGGACAUGAUCCUGACAGAAAAGCGGCGUCUGGGCAGCAGGGACGGACCUCCUCAUUUGGUUGUGGUGGUAUCCCUACAUGCAGGAGCGGAUGCUGGUGCUGUAACUAAGCUGCUAAGAGAAGAAGGCUCUGGAGGAAUUGUGCAGCAGGAGGGGUGCAUCAGUGGCGUUAGCGACAGCUUUGGGCUCAUUCUGCCUCGUUUCAAACUGAGGUUCACCUUUCUUAGUCAGAGCACAGCUGACAUGCACUCCCUGCUGGACGUGGCAAAGAUUGCAGACACCCUGGUGUUUGUCAUGGAUUCUGCUGAAGGUUGGGACAGCUACGGAGAAUAUUGUCUGUCAUGCCUCUUCGCCCAAGGCCUCCCCAGCCAUGCACUAGUGUGCCAGGGUAUGUCAGACGUUCCUGUGAAGAAGAGGGUCGAAUCCAGAAGAGCUUUGUCAAAAAUAGCAGAGGUCCGCUUUCCAGAUGCCCGUCUUUUCCCCCUGGACUCUGAGCAGGAUGCAACUCUGCUUCUCAGACACCUGGGAUCUCAGCGACAAAGAAAGCUGGGUUUUCGUUCCAGGCGUUCCCAUCUUAUAGCACAGAACGUUACUUUUUCACCCAACGGCCCUGUAGAGGGAACCGACAGCGGGCGCACCGGCCUUGGCACGCUCUGUGUUUCUGGGUAUGUUCGAGGCCAUCUUCUUGGGGUACACCGAUUGGUGCACAUCAGCGGUCACGGAGACUUCCAGCUCAGUCAGAUUGAUGCUCCAUCUGACCCACUUCCACUCAACUUAACAACACCCAGAACGGCAAAACCUGGAAAAAUCCAAGAGGUGGAGAUGCAGGAAAGAGAUGUUACCGAAGCUCCUGUGCGAGUUCUCAUGAAAGCUGACCCCUCCCUCAGAGAGAGUCUGCAGUCAGAGGCCGAGGUGGACCCCAUGGACGGCGAGCAAACAUGGCCGACAGAAGCAGAGCUUUUGGAGGCUGAAGAGGCCAGAAAAAGCAAAACCAUGAAGGUCCCCAAAGGAACAUCAGACUACCAAGCAACAUGGAUCGUUGAUGACAAUGAGGAGGAAGUGGAUGAUUUAGAUGGAGAAAGCAGUGAUGAUGAUGAUGACAGCAUGAUGGAUGAACCUAUGGAUAAAGACGAUGAAGAGAAUGACUCCCAGGAACCUGAUUCAAGCGGCGUCUCAGAAGAGGAGGAAGACGAAGAGGAAGAAGAGGAGGUGUGCUCCACAGAGAGAGCAGGAGCAGAUCAUCGCUAUGAUGAGAACAUGGAUCAAGCAGGAGAAGAAGAAGGUCUGAAACUCUACCGGGAGGCUCGAUCCCAUGAGAUGUUCCCUGAUGAGGUGGACACGCCCCUUGAUACACCUGCCAGAACCAGGUUCCAGCGCUACAGGGGCUUAAAGAGUUUCCGCACCUCCCCUUGGGACCCCAUGGAGAACUUGCCUCACAACUACUCGCGCAUCUUCCAGUUCCAGAGCUUUGAACGCACCCGCAGACGCAUACUGGCAGAGGCUGCAGCCGAGGAUGAGGGCGCGCUGAGUGGCUGGUACGUGACGCUGCACAUCAUCAAUGUGCCGUUUUCUGUGAUCGAGAGUGUCCAGUCUGGAAAACCCCUGGUGUUGGUGUCUCUCCUGCCUCAUGAACAGAAGAUGUCGGUGAUGCAUGUCUUGGUGCAAAGACACCCCAGUAACACAGAGCCAAUCAAAUCCAAAGAGGAGCUUGUGUUCCACUGUGGAUUCCGGAGGUUUCGGGCUUCCCCGAUAUUCUCUCAGCACACAUCAGCCGACAAGCAUAAGAUGGAGCGCUUCCUGAGGCCCGAUGCUCCCACUGUGGUGUCGUUGUAUGCCCCCAUCACCUUCCCUCCUGCUGGAGUCCUUCUCUUCAAACAAAGAACAGACGGUGUGCAGGACCUGGUGGCUACCGGGAGUCUGCUUAGCUGCGACCCCCAGAGAGUUGUACUGAAGAGGAUUGUCCUUAGCGGACACCCUUUCAAAAUUAACCGACGCUCAGCUGUUGUCCGUUACAUGUUCUUUAACAGAGAGGACAUCAUGUGGUUCAAACCAGUGGAGCUGAGGACAAAAUGGGGUCGCAGAGGCCACAUCAAAGAAGCAUUAGGAACACAUGGUCACAUGAAGUGUGUCUUUGACAACCAGCUGCGGUCCCAAGACACCGUCCUGAUGAAUUUAUACAAAAGAGUGUAUCCUCAUUGGACGUAUGAUCCAUAUGUCCCCUCCCCCUCACCUUGGUUCAAAUCAGAGGUUACUGUGGAUUUGGAGGACUUGGAAAUGGAAUAGAAGAAAACCAAGGAAGAACAGGGAAAAUAACAGCAAGAAUAAAUGCAUGAUUCAGUCAAAAAGUGUCUACAAUAAAGUUAUUUUCAUGCAA
Molecule: messenger RNA, 2622 nt
Organism: Oryzias latipes (Japanese medaka)
Lineage: Eukaryota; Metazoa; Chordata; Actinopteri; Beloniformes; Adrianichthyidae
Gene: tsr1
Product: TSR1 ribosome maturation factor
Biological process (GO): ribosome biogenesis; endonucleolytic cleavage of tricistronic rRNA transcript (SSU-rRNA, 5.8S rRNA, LSU-rRNA); maturation of SSU-rRNA from tricistronic rRNA transcript (SSU-rRNA, 5.8S rRNA, LSU-rRNA)
Cellular component (GO): nucleus; preribosome, small subunit precursor
Molecular function (GO): GTP binding; U3 snoRNA binding; GTPase activity
Source: RefSeq, a predicted model, not a curated record